This is a messenger RNA of Anoplopoma fimbria (sablefish), 754 nucleotides long. It is a transcript of the gene atoh1b, whose product is annotated as atonal bHLH transcription factor 1b. Gene Ontology annotation, molecular function: protein dimerization activity. The transcript has a single exon. The coding region runs from base 1 to 723 and encodes 240 amino acids. Lineage: Eukaryota; Metazoa; Chordata; Actinopteri; Perciformes; Anoplopomatidae. The record is from RefSeq and is a predicted model, not a curated record.
AUGACUGCAAAGGCAGAGCUCUCAGGCUGGCCGGAGUACCCUGAUGAUUUCACCCUGCUGCAGCAGCAACGCCACCACGUCACCUCCAGGACCUGGGUUUCAUCUAGUCCCCUCCACGCCUUCUCCAGGAGGGACGGAGCCGGAGACGGAGCAGCAGACGCGGGCCUCUCGCUGGAGAAACUGAUGCCGAUGGGCAAGCUUAGCGAGUGCGUGUCCGCUGAAGGCAGCACAGAAACAGACUCUGACCAGGCGGCAGAAAGAGGAGGAGGCAAGGUGAGCCGCUUCGGCCCGAUGAAACACCGGCGCGUCGCGGCCAACGCCAGGGAGAGGAGGAGGAUGAACGGCCUGAACCAGGCGUUUGACGAGCUGAGGAGCGUCAUCCCCUCGCUGGAGAACGAGAGGAAGUUAUCCAAGUACGACACCCUACAGAUGGCGCAGAUCUACAUCAACGAGCUGUCGGAGCUGCUCACCGAUGUGGUCCACCCGGUCUGCACCAGUCCAGGCUCAGCGGACAAGACCUCCAGGAGGCAUCUGAUUCACUCUCUGAACCCAAACCCGCUGGCCGGAGAGCAGAGGGAUCCCUCCGCUUCCCUGAGCCACCUCAUCAUAUUUGGACCUACAUCUGACCUGGGGUCAAGUCAGUCACUGAGCUCUUCCAACGGCAGCGAUGGGGAAUCUUCGCACCUCAGUGACAUGGAGGAAAGUCUGAGUGGAAGACAGUAACAGAGAACCACUGACUUAUUCUGUCUGUUAU